This is a messenger RNA of Cladophialophora immunda, 516 nucleotides long. RefSeq lists its product as uncharacterized. The record is from RefSeq and is a predicted model, not a curated record. NCBI's taxonomy places the organism in Eukaryota, Fungi, Ascomycota, Eurotiomycetes, Chaetothyriales, Herpotrichiellaceae. The transcript has 4 exons. Bases 1 to 516 code for a protein of 171 amino acids.
AUGUCUGCCGACACAUCAGAUCUCACAAAGGUCGAUUCUGCCAUCGGUGUCGAUGAUGCCGCGCACAAGGAGGCAGCCAAGGAGACCAAGCGAAGAACAACAUCCAGCGCUCCCGGUGUCAUGAACAUCAAUGAUCUUGAGAAGGAGGGAACAAAGAUCGCCGUUGCUGCUGAGACGCAAAAGACCGGAUGGAAAAUCAACACCUCGCCUUCCACGGUCGAAGAUCCCUCAAUCCUGAAGAAGCUGCUCACUACUCCCCCUGUCAAGAAGAUCGAUCUGCAUUUCCCCUUGGGUCUCGAGGUCACUGCAAGGAACCUGAAAGGUGUCACAAUAAAGGAUGCACUGGAUGCCAUUCAUAAGCAAUUCAAGAAGAAGGCUGAUGACGAGAUGGAAGAGCCAUACCUCAAAGGCUUCGAAUGGGACCCCGAAGAGUCAUGGACGAGACUCAAGGUCCACACUCAGAAAGAAGGGCUCCCAGUCGGCAAGAAAUCCAAGAAGAAGGGUGGCGAUGAGUAA